UUCAAAAUUAUGAUUUUUCAACUGUGGAAUAUUGGAGCGAGUGGCUGAUAUGAGCUGCAGAAGUGUGCGGUGAUGAAUGUAACUGACUUUUGCUCUCAUUUUAUCGUCAACAACAACUGCUCCGCCGUCGCCACCGCUUCCCUCCGCCGCCUAACAGUUGAUGUUUCAAAAAUAAGUUGUGCAUUAUCCUUGGUUUUUGCAAGAUACAAGGGGUGAAGAACAUCUGCCACCUCUCUUCUCUGGGUUUUUAGCACAGUAAAUCCAAUGUCUUGGUCCAUACAAACUUCAUUGCAGAAGCAUAGAACCAUGAUUCACCAAACCCUGAUAAGUUUUCCUAAAGUUAACAUUCAGAACACGCAAACCGAGUUUAAAAACCCGUCAACUUUUCCGGAUAAAUGUUCCAUGAGAGCAUGCCGCUUGAAGGAACAAACUCGGUGUGAUAACAGAGGCGCGGUUUCACACUAUCGUAGGCUGCAGAUCCACUCUCAGCGAGUCGAGUGUGUGGCGAACGGGGACCCACAAGAGUUGUUAGAUGAAGAUGAGGAGCUCUGCCCCGUCGAAUGUGUCAGAGAAAUCAAGAAGGAUGAGGAACUACUCACAGUUCUAGAGAAAGCGAAAAAGGCUAAUACAUUGGUUGUGGUCGACUUCUAUCGCACUUCAUGUGGUAGUUGCAAGUAUAUUGAACAGGGUUUCGCAAAAUUGUGCAAAGGGUCAGGUGAUGAGGAGGCUGCAGUUAUCUUCUUAAAGCAUAAUGUGAUUGAUGAAUAUGAUGAGCAAUCGGAUAUAGCAGAACGACUUCGAAUUAAGACGGUUCCUCUCUUUCAUUUCUAUAAAAAUGGGAUCCUAUUGGAAGCUUUUCCUACCAGAGAUAAGGAACGGAUUAAAGCGGCUAUAGAAAAAUAUACAGCCCCUGCACCGGCUCCUGCUGCUUAAUAAAACAAGACGAUCCGGUAAUGUGCCUAAAUUUUGCCACCUGCAGAUCAUAGUUUAGAUACAACUUGCAUGGUGUUAUAUGUAAUUCAAUCCAUGCUAAUGUUUUUAAUUUUGUAGGCUACAAAAUAAAGAAUGAAAAAUUAAUCAUUAUGUAUAAAUGAAUAAAACUAUAUAUUUGUUACAAGAAAA
Messenger RNA from Helianthus annuus (common sunflower), 1122 nucleotides. Its product is annotated as thioredoxin-like 4, chloroplastic. The coding region runs from base 265 to 933 and encodes 222 amino acids. The record is from RefSeq and is a predicted model, not a curated record. Lineage: Eukaryota; Viridiplantae; Streptophyta; Magnoliopsida; Asterales; Asteraceae. Gene Ontology annotation, cellular component: chloroplast. The transcript has 4 exons.